Messenger RNA from Sugiyamaella lignohabitans, 591 nucleotides. RefSeq names its product Yet3p (gene YET3). The transcript has a single exon. NCBI's taxonomy places the organism in Eukaryota, Fungi, Ascomycota, Dipodascomycetes, Dipodascales, Trichomonascaceae. Bases 1 to 591 code for a protein of 196 amino acids. Gene Ontology annotation, biological process: intracellular protein transport; endoplasmic reticulum to Golgi vesicle-mediated transport. Gene Ontology annotation, cellular component: endoplasmic reticulum membrane; endoplasmic reticulum. The record is from RefSeq and is a predicted model, not a curated record.
AUGGGAGCAUUCCUAUUCUUGGUUACACCGUUACCUCGAGCUUAUCGUAAGAAGGUAUUGACUGCUUUAUCCGGUCUGCCUUUUGCUCACCACUUAGCGAUAACCUUGAGAUUUACUUUUAUAUUCAUACUGAUCCUAUUUAUUGAUUCGGUCAAUCGAGUGUACAGAGUUCAAGUCGAAGUUGCCGAAGCUCACAGUUCCAUUCGCGCUGCGGGGAACAUGAUCUCUGUAGAAAGAUCUGAGAUUCAGGCUCGCAAGUUCUAUUCCCAAAGAAACAUGUAUUUGUGUGGCUUCACCCUGUUUCUAUCAUUGAUUUUAAACAGAACUCAUGCUCUUGUUCUUGAUUUAAUGGAAGCUCAAGACAAAAUUUCUGCUCUCAAGGGAAGCUCUAAUGAUUCCGUCAAAGCUGAAACUCUUGCCACUGAACAAAAGUCAGAGAUUGCUCGUCUUGAAAAAGAGUUGGCUCGUAAAGACCAGGAUUUGCAAACUCUGAAGAAGCAGUCUGAGGCGCUGUCCAAAGAAUAUCAUAGCGUCAGUGAUCAAUUGAAUGCUAAGAGUGGUUCAGUACCUUCUGAUAAGAAACUAGAUUAG